AUGCAUACCCGAAAUAGAGCAGAGGCAGUGCAACUGCAAUAUAUACUAUACAUAGCCAGGCAGCUUCAAGGAGCUUAUCAUCUGGCGCGGGCGCGGGUGCACAUUCGAUCGUCAUCAGCGUCCCAAUAUCGCUCGAGCGCGGCCUUGCAGCUCCUUGCAGCGUGCAGAUAUGGGUGCAGACAGGCAGAUACGGGCACAGCCACCGAAUGUCUUGGGGUCGAUGACGCUCGCCUGUCCGAAAAGCUUCGACCCAAUGGUAUCGAAGAAGAAUCGCGCGAGCCGCGUAUCGUACCCCUGUCACGCCAUGCACGAUACAGGCCGCCGCGUGCCCGACCCAGCCGCCCAUCUGAGUCAGGUACUUACUUGCCACGCACGGGGCCCCCGCCAUCGGCGAGGCAAAAUACGCGUCCGCGGCUAGUGAGCAUUAGUCACGCGAACCAGAAGGUUCGGAACUGCGCGGGUGGCACGCGGCGUCGCGGUGCAUCGCAGGCGCAAGGGGAUACGGAGCGACGGAAGCACGGAAACGCCACCGGAGCAGUGGAGAACAAUGAAACAAAGUGUGGCUGGUUGAUAGGGGGUCUCCGCGCAGGCUUCUCAGAAGUCAGUCGUCCACGCCCCGCCAGGACUCCCACGCACGCCCCCCGGCGAGUGUGGCGUCUCGCCACCGCGCGCGCGGACGCCGGUCUUGGGCUUCGGAUUGACGAGAAGCGGGAGGUCAAAGGAGCCCGAACGGACAGACGGGCGGCCGGGCGGGCGCGCGGGGCAGAAGUCCGGGACACCGAAAGCGAGCUGGCGAUCGCACCGCGCAUGGAGCCGGUGGGGGACGAGACACCCGGAGACUCCACACCACGCAUUCGCAAACGUUCGAUCCAGCGCACAGCGAGCCCAACUGCAUACGACACGGUAUCCCCGCACCUUGCAGCGGUGCAGCGAGCUAGCAAGAAGGCGCCGAGGAAGGAAACCCCCAGGGCCAGCCAGCGAGCGUCGUCGCGCGAGCCACAGCGGGACCGCGCGCUCGGCGCCCGACGUAGGCGGAGGCUUUCGUGGGCGCAGGCGUGCGCCCACGGGUGGGCUGCGCGCGAGGGGAGGGGGCGGCAAAAUGCAGGACGGGAUUGGAGGGAGCGCAUAGGACGAGACAGGACACGGCGCAGGCUCGUGCGUGCGUCGUCUCGUGGAGUCAUCGCACAGAGACGCGCGGGCGUGGGAGCGUGGAUGGAGGCGGGUGCAUGGAAGCCACGGCCGUCGCAGGGUCGCGGCGGCACGCACGAACGAGCGCAUGCAAAAGCGGCGGUCGCGGUUCACCCGCUGCCAGAGCGCGUCGCGGUCCGAACCCAGUGCGGUCGCGGUCGCGGUUCGGCGCCUCCUCCUCGUCCGCCUUUGUCUUCGUCAUCGUCAUCGUCUUCGUCGCGAUCGCGGUCGUGGUCGUGGUCGUGGGCGUGGGCGUCUUCGGCACCGCGUCGGCAUCGGCACGCCCAUAUCCAGUCGGGCGUGAGAGGCGUAUCAUUGUCCGCGUCUGCAUCUAUGUCCUUUUGGCAUGGCAUGAGCUCGCGCAAAGACGUGGACGCAGACACAGACACAUACAUGGACGUAGAAACGAGAGGCAAGACGCAAGACGCAAGACACAGACACAGACACAGACAACAGACAUGCAACGCACAAACGUGGGCGCAAACCUCGCCGCGCUUCGAAAACAGCGGGCUCGCAGAGGUCUCCCGAUCGGGAUGCCGCUGGCGAAGUGCUGCUGGAGGUAGUGCCAGUACGGCAUCUGGCAACGCGACACUUCGCAUUCACGCACUCAGAAGGGCUGAAGAAGGCUGA
Molecule: messenger RNA, 1818 nt
Organism: Heterobasidion irregulare TC 32-1
Lineage: Eukaryota; Fungi; Basidiomycota; Agaricomycetes; Russulales; Bondarzewiaceae
Exons: 11
Coding region: 1-1818 (605 amino acids)
Source: RefSeq, a predicted model, not a curated record